AUAGAUAUUGCGAGUUAUUGUUACUUGAAUAACACCCAUUGAUUUAACUAUAUUGUAUUAAAAUAAUGAUAAUUACUAGCAAUUUCAAAUAAUACAAAGCAAAGAGAAUAAAAAAGAAACUGAGAGUUUGAAGUACAACAAAAUGUUAAGCGAUGACGUCAUUCUAUAGACAGGAACAAGAUAGGAAACACAUAGGUAGGAAUCAAAAGAUAAUAUGUCUCUACGAUAACUGUGUUCGCGUAAUUUUAUAAAGUUUGAAGUGUGAAUGAUAAAAUAGUUAGUCAUUAAAAGUAGAUGCUUUACGUGCUCAUUACUCGUUCAUCCGUCUUACCAACAAUAUCUUAAAUCGCGUAAUCUUUUUACUGAAACAAUAAAUUAUCUAAGUGAAUACAAAUAACAACCGGCUUAAUGGCGAAGGUCGCAAAUUCUGGUUACGAUUUAUGCAAACGUAUCGUAGAACAGAUCGACGAUAAACAUGACAAUAAUUUUAUAGUUACCUAUCAAAAUCAUUCUUACGAUAUACACGAUUUUCUUUCUUAUCAUCCUGGAGGGAAAAAAAUAUUAAGUUGUUUCAAAAAUCGAAGCUUAGAUAAAGCCUUCAAAGAAAAUCCUCAUUCGCAAGCGGCGUUUCACCUGUUGGAAGAUUAUAUAUUGAAGAAUGAAGAAAAAUAUCAGAAAUAUGAAAAUCUGAUUGAUUGGGAUGAAUCUAUACUUGGACAAGUAAGCUCGUUAGGUGAAAAUUAUUGGGAAUGGGUUAAUUUACCGGUGAAUCGAAAUAUUAGACUUUUCAAGUCAAACUUAUUAGAGAUUUUAACGAUCACUCCUUGGUACAUAAUUCCGCUUGUAUGGAUACCGAUAUGCAUCUAUUUCUUUUAUUCAGGAUGGAUACAAAUUAAUUUCAACGAUGCUGAACUAACUACCUUAUUUGAAAUUUUAACUUCUUAUAUAUUUGGUAUAUUGAUAUGGACUCUAUUCGAAUACGUGGUUCAUCGUAAAGUUUUUCACUUUAAACCACCUAAUUCUUCAAAAUUACUUAUUACUUUCCAUUUUUUACUCCAUGGAAUUCACCAUAAGACACCAUUCGAUAAUAGAAGAUUAGUAUUUCCUCCUGUACCAGCUUUGCUAAUAGCAAUAUUAUUAUUUCAUAUUUAUAAGAUACUAUUUCCUCAAACUUUUUAUUUUAUUAUCGCUGGUACAGCAACAGGUUACAUGAGUUAUGAUUUAAUACAUUAUUAUAUACAUCACGGUGCGCCAAAAGCUGGAACAUAUUUUUAUUUAUUGAAAAGGAUUCAUAAUUAUCAUCAUUUCUCACACCAUGAAUUGGGUAAUAUUGAAUUAAUUUUUGUUUUCGAAAUAUUAGACAAAUUUACAGUAAAAUUAUAUUCUUUAGGAUUUGGUAUCAGCAGUAAACUAUGGGAUUAUGUAUUCGGAACGACUAUUUGUUUACGAAAAUUGACAAAACCGAUUGAAUGGUAAAUCGAUCAAUGAAAAAUAAUUUAUAUGUGUAUUAAAAAUAAAAACUUUUUAUAACAAAUAAGUACAAAACAAAA
This is a messenger RNA of Apis florea (little honeybee), 1550 nucleotides long. RefSeq names its product Fatty acid 2-hydroxylase (gene Fa2h). Gene Ontology annotation, biological process: fatty acid metabolic process; lipid biosynthetic process. Gene Ontology annotation, molecular function: iron ion binding; heme binding; fatty acid 2-hydroxylase activity. Gene Ontology annotation, cellular component: membrane; endoplasmic reticulum. Lineage: Eukaryota; Metazoa; Arthropoda; Insecta; Hymenoptera; Apidae. The record is from RefSeq and is a predicted model, not a curated record.